This is a messenger RNA of Perca fluviatilis (European perch), 2945 nucleotides long. RefSeq names its product kelch repeat and BTB (POZ) domain containing 12 (gene kbtbd12). The transcript is spliced from 6 exons. The record is from RefSeq and is a predicted model, not a curated record. Gene Ontology annotation, molecular function: protein binding. Bases 321 to 2183 code for a protein of 620 amino acids. NCBI's taxonomy places the organism in Eukaryota, Metazoa, Chordata, Actinopteri, Perciformes, Percidae.
CUCGCUUCUGAUCACUCAAACCCUUCUGACCUAUUUGCUGUCUGCCACAACACUGUCUAUUUUGGGUUAGUAGCUCAGAGGGCCACAGCAGCAGAGGGGGUACAUAUCUUUGUCUCUUGCAAUUGCUCAAACCCUCUCUAAGACCCUCGACUGACACAUUUGGGAACAUCAACAAUACAUGAAAAACAUGGACAUUUACUGGUCUUUUUAGACCAAAGAAAACACAGGAGCUGAUGUAUGAGACAACCUCCUGACCAGAGUGCUUAAAACUUCCUGUGUAACUUUUGAAAUAUUAUUGUGACUAAAAACGUUGAGGCAAAAUGGAUCUUACAGCCAAACAUGGGCUGGUGCUGCUGGACCAGCUGAGGAAGAUGAGGGAGAGUGAGCAUCUGACAGAUGUGGUGCUGGUUGCUGAGGGCAUUAGCUUUCCUUGUCACCGGGUCGUUCUAUCCGCCUUUAGUCCAUACUUCCGUGUGAUGUUCACAUGUGGCCUGCGUGAGUGCAACACCAGAGAAAUAUUCCUGCGUGACACCCCUGCAGACAGCCUGUCCCUCCUCUUGAACUACAUGUACUGCUCAAAUCUUCCUCUAACUAACAGCAAUGUACAAGGCAUCUCUAUUGCAGCUUUUCUGCUGCAGAUGGAUGACGUCUUUACUCGCUGUCAGCAGCACAUGACCGAGAACAUGGAUGCCUCCAACUGCCUUGGUGUGUAUUACUUUGCCCGGGACCUCGGUGCAGAGGAACUGGCUGACCAUGCUCAGCGCUUCCUGAGGCAGCACUUUGUCCAAGUCUGCCAAAAUGAGGAGGUCCUGGAGCUGGAGGCCCAUCAGCUGGGAAAGCUCCUGACUUCUGAUGACCUUAAUGUUUCACGAGAAGAGACCAUCUUGGAUGUGGUCCUUCGCUGGGUCAAACACAGCACUCUGAUGGAUGGAGAAGUCCGUGUUCUGCACCUUCCAGAGCUACUGAGGAAGGUCCGUCUGCCACUGAUAAACCCUGACUAUUUAAGAGAGGCGAUGAAGAGGAACACAGCCCUGCUGGCUGAUGCUGAAUGUCUAGAGAUGCUCAAUAAAGCCUUGGAGACCACAGCGAUGCAUCCCUCAGCUGCCCCGCGCAAACUAAAGCUGCGGUAUGGCAUGGAGACCACAGAUCUGCUGCUCUGUGUUGGAAACGAUGGUGGUGGGAUUAGGUCAAGAUAUGGGAACUAUACUGAGCGCAGCUUUUGCUAUGCCCCAUCCACAGGCCGAACCUACUAUAUCACUUCACCUCGCUAUGCAGAGUCUCUGGGGUAUGUGUGUGCUGGGAUUGUGACUGAAAGAAAUGACAUUAUAGUGGCAGGAGAGGCAGGUGCACGAAGAAUGGCCCGACAGAGGGACAUGAAUGUUGAGAUUUACAGGUACAAAGUAGAGGCCCAAGGAAGCUGGGAGCACCUGACGUCAGCAGAAUACCGUGAUUCAUAUGCCGUGGGGUCACUGGGUGACACUCUGUAUCUGCUGGGUGGGCAGAUGAAACUGAAGGAUCAGUUUCUCAUCACUAACUGUGUAGAACGAUGGUCUCUGCAAGGAGGACCUUGGCGCAGUGCAGCACCCCUGCCUAUGCCUUUGGCCUAUCACAGCGUGGUCAAGAUGAAAGAUCGCCUUUAUGUGAUGGGUGGUCGAACGCCUCAGUCAUACCGGAUGGAUGAUGAGCCUGACCGUCUUAGUAACCGCCUCCUGGAGUAUGAUCCAAACACAAAUAAGUGGACAGAGCUAGGUCCCAUGAAGUACUCAAAGUACCGCUGCAGUGCUGUUGUACUCAAUGGUGAAAUUUUUGUGAUGGGAGGUAUUGGCUGUGAGGGUGUUGACUGUGGGCAAUCACGCCGCUGCCUCGAUGCUGUGGAGAUCUACAACCCAGAUGGAGAUUACUGGAGGGACGGACCUCCUCUCCCAUCUGCACAACUCUCACUGCGCACCAAUGCCUCAAACGCAGGAGUGGUGGGAGGCAAGAUCUACGUGUGUGGAUACUACAAAGGAGCAGAUCGCCAUGAUGAUAUAACAAAGGACAUUUUGGAGCUAGACCCAUGGGAGAACCGGUGGACAGUGGUGGCUCGGCACGCUUUAAUGCAUGACAACUAUGACGUCUGCUUAGUGGCAAAACUCAACCCAAGAGGACUCAUGUCCCCACCUGCAGACUUGGUUAAACAGUGACACCCCUGUCAGAUUAGGUCAAAGUCUUUAUGGGAGAAUUAGCAAAAUAAAUUAUUUAUUAAUGCACUUAUUGCUGGGCCAAAGGCAUUCAUUUUUGCAAGCAGAAAAGAUUUCAGUGGCCUGCAUGAAACAGGAUCUGCGCUUAAUGAUUUGCAUGUUGCUAUGUGAGAUUCUCAGGUUUAUGAGAAUAGAAAGAUCAUUUGUAAAUACAGUAUUUUUGUCUUUUUUUAUCUUAUUGUGCAACACCUGCAGAGAUUGAACCCCUGAAACCGUGCAGCUGUGUGGCACAUAGCAUUAUCAGCAACACCAGGAAAGUAUGUCCUUUGACAUUAAACAUACACUAUAGUUAUAAUUAGGGCUGCAACUGACACUUAUUUUCAUUAUAGAUUAAUCAGCCAAUCAUUUCAGUGGUUGUUUAGUAUGAAAUGUUAAAAAAAAUAGUUAACAAAUUGCAUCUCAGGGGCACUGUGAUGUCUUCGGUUUGUAUUUUUUGUCCGAACAGGCCAAAAUCUUAAAUUCAAUUACUGCCCUAUACAACAAAGACAAACAGCAAAUUCUCAAAUUGGAGAAGCUGCAUCCAGAAGAUAUUUUGUAAUUAGUAACUAGUAACUGCUUGUUGCAGCUCUAGUCAUAAUUAUGGACUACGCAUAUACAUCUGAUUAUUUAAUAUUGUAAUAAUCCAUUUGUUUGUUAUUUUUGUGGUAUGCUUGCUUAAGUAUAAUAAAAUGUUUUUUUCUGCAAUAAACAUGCACCUUAGCGAUA